This is a messenger RNA of Brenthis ino (lesser marbled fritillary), 2181 nucleotides long. The record is from the annotation of a GenBank genome assembly. NCBI's taxonomy places the organism in Eukaryota, Metazoa, Arthropoda, Insecta, Lepidoptera, Nymphalidae.
AUGGCUGACCUCUGGAAAAUCAACAAAAACAACAACCCAGUAGUCGGCCAUGCCAAUAUUUACAUUGCAAAGAAUGGUCAGCUACGGCCGGUAGAGGAGAAUGGUGGUCAGGCGCAGACGUGCGGGGGGCGGUGCGGGGCGGAGCAGUGCGCGCUCUGCAGGGGGGACGCGGAUACUGAUAAUAAACAAAAUAUCGAAGAUGCUGAUGAAACCCAAUCAGUCGAGGAACACGUGCCUGGUCUGAAUUUGGAGUUUCUCAGACAGCUCAUCAGCCUUGCCAGAAUAAUGGUUCCAGGGUUCAGGAGCCAUGAGGUGGCACUGUUGGCAACCCAUACUGUUUGCUUGUUUACUAGAACCUUCCUCUCUAUAUAUGUUGCUCAUUUGGAAGGGUCGAUAGUAAAACACAUAGUACAAAAGGAUCUCCGAGCGUUUGCAGCGCUUCUCAUGCAAUGGUUCGGUAUUGCAAUACCGGCGACCUUUAUCAACUCCAUGAUAAGAUAUCUGGAGAGUCGGUUGGCUUUAGCCUUCAGGACGAGGCUCGUCAACCAUGCGUACGAAUUGUACUUCAAAAAUCAAACCUAUUACAGAGUAGCUAAUCUUGAUGCGAGAAUAGAAAAUGCAGAUCACAGAUUAACAGAAGACGUGUCAACAUUCACGCAAUCAGUGGCACACCUGUACAGCUCUCUGACGAAGCCGUGUUUCGACCUGCUCCUUAUAGUGCUCACCCUCGCCAGCUAUUCCAACAAGAUGAAGGGGAAUAUGUUCCUAGGGCCUGGUAUAGCGACAGUGGUGAUCUGCUUCACGGCACAAUUGCUCAGGCUGCUCAGUCCAAGGUUCGGUGCUCUCGCCGGGGAAGAGGCUAAGAUGAAGGCGAAUCUGAGACACGUGCACUCCAGGCUCAUCGCUCAUGCUGAGGAGGUUGCCUUCUACGGUGGACAUCAGGUGGAACUCGGUCAGCUCCAGUCAGCCUAUAAGCAGCUGGUCACGCAGAUGACGUCAGUGUUCAACAAGAAGCUUUGGUACGUGAUGCUGGAACAGUUCUGCAUGAAGUACGUGUGGUCCGGUACCGGAAUGGUCAUGCUGGCGCUCCCCAUCCUCACCGGCACCAAGAUCGAUGGCUCUAUAGGACAAGGCAUUAGUGAAAGAACAGAGUAUAUGACGACUUCAAGAAACUUACUCAAUUCUGCAGCAGACGCUAUCGAGAGGCUCAUGUCUAGCUAUAAGGAGAUCGUGACGCUGGCGGGGUACGCCACGCGCGUGUCGGACAUGCUGGUGGUGUUCGGCGAGGUGGCGCGCGGGCGCUGCGUGCGCGCCGUGCACGCCGCGCCCGCGCCCGGCGCCGCCUUCCAGGUCACCUUCCGCGACCGCCAGCCCGUGCCCAUGGGUAAGAUCACGUACACGACGGACCUGUCAAUCCGGCUGCGCAACGUGCCCAUCGUGACGCCGGCGUGCGACGUGGUGGCGGGCGGCGUGUCGCUGGACCUGCAGCCCGGCACGCACCUGCUCAUCGUGGGGCCCAACGGCUGCGGCAAGUCCAGUCUGUUCCGCAUAAUCUCCGGGCUGUGGCCGGUGUUCGGUGGCUCGCUGUCCAUCCCCAAGCCGUGCGAGUGCGCGCACUGCGCCGGCGAGCCGCACGCGCCGCCGCACUGCGCCGCGCGCCCCGUCAUGUUCUACAUACCGCAGAGGCCGUACAUGUCGGAGGGCUCGCUGCUGGACCAGAUCACGUACCCGGCGCGCGCGCGCGGCGCGGCGGCCGAGGCGCGCGCGGCGCACAUCCUGCGCGUGGUGCGCCUGGACGCCUGCGCCGCGCGCCUCGGCGGCCUGCACGCCGUGCGCGACUGGCGCGCCACGCUCUCCGGCGGCGAGAAGCAGCGCGUGGCCUGCGCGCGCAUGUUCUACCACCGGCCGGUGUACGCGCUGCUGGACGAGUGCACGAGCGCGGUGUCGAUGGAGACGGAGGUGGUGAUGUACGAGGAGGCGAUACGCGAGGGCAUCACGCUGCUCUCCAUCACGCACCGCCCCAGCGUCUGGAAAUACCACACCCACGUAUUAGAAUUCGAUGGAGCUGGCAGUUGGUCAUUCAGACCGCUAGAGAAGGACGCGCCGGCCAUCACACCCUCGUUGCCGAGAAUAACGGAAACGAGUGCACAAAAUGACACGGAGAAAGAACAAACGAUUGAA